AUGAUGAAGAUAGUGUGGGUUAAGGUGCAUGAGUGGUUAGGGAUAGAUGCUAUCAUGGUGGAUGAUUGUUGCAGCCAGUUCUUGAACAUAGUAGAUUUGCUGAAGAAACAGCAUAUUCUACCAAUCAUUGAUUCCACUGAAUGCAUUUUUUUUGUGCACGAUGUCGGAGAAGAUCGUUCAACUGCCUCAGGAACUGAUAAGGAAAAUCUUGCUGAGGUUAUUCAUUGGUUGGUUUAUAAUUAUGAGACCAAAAGCGAUGUUAUUUUUGCCUUUGAUGUAAAGGAAAUGAGAAUGUCAGAGAUAGCUCUGCCGUAUUAUUAUGUUGUUAAUCAUACUUCUUUGGCACUUGAAGGACUUAUCAGUUCAUGGAAUAUGGAUGUGCGUAGCGAUACAAUUGAGAUAUGGGCGAUGCAAGCAGCACACUCAUCUUGGACUAAGACUCUUGUUUUUUCUAUGCACCCUGCUCCAUACUUUGCCACAAUAUGCUUUACAAAUUAUAGUGAUAUAAUUGGAACAGAUGAUGAAGGUGGAUUGGUGAAGUUUGAUGACAAAGGGCAGCUGGUAGAGCAUAACUCUCACUCUUAUUAUUGUUAG
This is a messenger RNA of Vicia faba (fava bean), 594 nucleotides long. The record is from the annotation of a GenBank genome assembly. NCBI's taxonomy places the organism in Eukaryota, Viridiplantae, Streptophyta, Magnoliopsida, Fabales, Fabaceae.